ACCCUAUAUCGAACUCAACUGCUAUUGUCCAAUGACUUGCCGGUUUGUACCGAACAACUCACUUACAAGUCGGUUUCUGUUGAUGUCUCCGUUGAAAUGCUCGUCAUCGUGGCUACUGGACGUAACAUAUCGCUCUUGAUCACCAAUCCAGAUGGGGAUUGGGCAGAAGCUACAGAACAAUACAGCGAUGGCUUCAAUCACAUUUGGGUUUACAAUGGUCCUCACAUUGGUAAUUGGCUGUUUUCAUUCCGUUCAAGUGCAGCCACGCAGUCGUGCAACUACAAGGUCUAUCAGGCCAUGUAUCACACACCUGGACGCGAUAGUCAAAUGGAUCUGUUCUGGUCAACAUCAAUCAAUCUCGACUCGGACAUGGGCCUGCCACAACCACUAUACGGUCUUCAACAUGCGAUCGUUAUGCAUCUCACGAACUAUCCAGUCAUGGUUCCACCAGAACGAGUUCAGGCUUUCCUGACUAUAACCGCGAAUCGUGACGGAAAACAAACGCAGGUUUACGCUUCGAAUGGAAUUUGGCGUGAUGCCUGCACUUACAACUUCUACUUCCCACCUUUCAUGUGCCGAACACCCAACGAGCUUCUUCAUUUCAACUUCUUCGCGCAAGAUCUACAAGGAUUCGCCGUACAACGUGCAGGUGUCAUGUACUGCGCAGAGAUAGCACCUCCUCCAACAUCACUUUCGGGAUGUCUGAACGGAGGCGUGAUGAACCCCGCAAACACGUCAUGCUUCUGUCCACCUGGGUUCACUGGUAAUCUCUGCGAACAAAUUGUGAGUUUCCAGUUCUGA
Messenger RNA from Cooperia oncophora, 801 nucleotides. Lineage: Eukaryota; Metazoa; Nematoda; Chromadorea; Rhabditida; Trichostrongylidae. The record is from the annotation of a GenBank genome assembly.